Molecule: messenger RNA, 3633 nt
Organism: Hyalella azteca
Lineage: Eukaryota; Metazoa; Arthropoda; Malacostraca; Amphipoda; Hyalellidae
Product: heat shock 70 kDa protein 1-like
Exons: 2
Coding region: 129-2408 (759 amino acids)
Biological process (GO): protein folding
Cellular component (GO): cytosol; nucleus
Molecular function (GO): ATP binding; ATP-dependent protein folding chaperone
Source: RefSeq, a predicted model, not a curated record
UUAGUUGAUAGCUGGGCUCUGAUUUCUUUUCUAGAUUCGUGUUCACUGUGAAUUUAUGCUGCUUUGUUUAUCCGUAAAUAGUUCUAACAACUUUCAACGCUUCAAGCCUGAUAUCGGACAUACUGAAGAUGUUGGGCUGGGCCAGCAUCGGCCUGGACCUGGGCUCAGGCAAGUGCUGUGUUGCCAGCGUGCGCGCUGGAGCGGUGACUGUGUUGCCAAACGCUCACGGCGACAAGACCACUCCGAGUUUUGUUGCCUUCACAGACUCCCGCAGCCUCGUGGGCAGCGAUGCCAGGGACCAGGCGGCGCUCAACCCAGAGAACACUUUUUAUGGCGUCAAGACCGUUCUCGGCAGGAGCUUUGAUAAGAAUCGGAAUAAUGAAUUGGCAUAUAUAGACGGAAAUGAGAUUCGGACUCGUGAAAAAGUUAUGAUGAAUUUUCUUCCUGAAUUUUCGAUAACCGAGGAAGGCUCACCCUCCUUCAAAAUCAGGUACAAAAAUAAGGAGUUGAUGUUGCAUGCGGAAGAAAUAACUGCCUUACUAAUCGCCAAGAUGAAAUCUGUAGCAGAAGAUAAUUUAGGAAGUGCGGUUACGAACGCAGUCAUUUCCGUCCCCGUAAAUUUCAGUAACUCGCAGCGACAAGCCACUCUCGACGCGGCCCGCAUCGCCGGCCUUGUAAACGUCACGCUAAUCAACUCUACCACCGCCGCUGCCAUCGCUUACUGGGACCAGCACCCCACAGAAAGAGAUUGCGUCGCUGUCGUUGAUUUCGGUGCCAGUUCACAAAGCCUCGCCAUACUUUCCAUUGAUAACGGGACUGUUAAAGUUCUGGAAGCUUAUGGAGGUUCAACAGUAAGUGGAAACCGUAUCGACUUCUGCAUGAUGCGAGCCAUUGUCACAAAAUUUCAAGAAAAACACGGAAAAUUUUUCGAAGAGUCACCUAGAGCCUUGGUGAGACUGAGGACCGCCACGGAGAAGUUGAAGUUCAAUCUGACUCUUCUUACCUCUUCCGCAUUGCAAGUUGACUCCCUUUCUCACGGCAUUGACUUCACAACUACGUUUCCCAGGCAAGAAAUGGAAGAGUCUUGCAAGAGCCAGUUUGAAAUCCUCGGAAAUGUUUUGCGUCGAUGGGCAAAAUCCAAAAAUUGGGCUGCAGUUCGAACAGUUGUGUUGGUGGGAGGCUCAACGCGUAUUCCUGCCGUAGAAAAGCUGAUAGCAGAAACUUUAGGAAAACCUCUGGAUCACUCGCUCAAUAAAGACGAGGCGGUUGCCUGUGGCGCUGCCCUCCGAGCUGCCGAGCUGUGCUGCUCAACACCGCGCGAGGUGGAGGAGGUGUUGUCCAGGCGAAUUAAUUUUGAGGCCGGCGCGGAGUCAGGGAUAAUUGUUGAAACUGGAGCAAGAGUUCCGGACGACUUCAAUCGCCCAACUUCAAAUGGCAUCUGGAAACGAAACUAUGAUCACGGGAUGAGAAUAUUUGAAAAUAUAUCGGAGAAUGACGACAAAAUAGUUAGAACCAUCGCACUGACGACAAUAGGAGCAGGACAGCUCGGCCGUUCACCUUCCUCGGGUGCACUUCUAUUUACGAUCGAUGAAAGUGGAAUUGUUAGAAUUGAACUAAUUUCUUGUGGGAAGGCACGCGACAUACCUAUUGGGGGCCUAUUAUCGGACAAGAAACGCGCAAAAAUUUGUUUGGGUAAUCAUAAGAUGUUUCUGGAUGAUGAAGCAAAAUUGAAAGAAAAUGAAAAUGCCAUCAACGAUCUUGAAACUUUCUGCCUCUACCAACUGGAAAAGCUCGGCGAGAAGUUCGGACAUGAUUCUGCUGCCUUCAAAUUGUGUAAAGAAAUUUUGACUUGGCUUGAAAAUACGCCGGAGGCAACGAAGCAAGAAUGCGAUCAGAAAAGAAUUGAUUUAGCGAACAAAAUAUAUUCUGUAUUCAACUGCAAGAAUCUGCCAACUGAACCCGCUGAACAAGAGGCAUGCCAAUUAGAUAGUACUGAUACUUACACGAGCAACCGUGCACUUGCACAACCGCUUACCAAAGACCGGGGGCGACCCACUAGUUUGACUGAUACCAGAGUGAAAUACGAAGAACACAAUCUUCCAAGCGAACCAACACUGCAUGAGCUAGGGCGUAGUCAACCGCAUCGGUCUGGUCCGACUCCAGUACCAGUUCCUGCACCCACACCGUCGCGAACUUCGGGUGAGACGACAUCUAUUAAUUGUAAUGCAGUCUCGUCAGCAAUUAAAGAUCAAUUUCAGCAACCUGGAUCAUUCUGUGAUAAAAUCUCUAGUGGACAAAGUUGCAGUGAAACCUGUAUCCAGGAAAGAGAUCUACAUACCCAACUCGACUGUCGUUCCGAAAACCUUCUAAGUGAUUAUAACCCUUCCUUUUCUCCGAACUUCAGUUAGAAAUGACAUGGGUGAUAUCAAAACUUUUCCUAAAGCUGCGGCUGAAUGCAAACUGCAAAAUACCCCAGUUAUUGUUUAUAAAAAUACUGCUGCAGUCUCGAAAAAGAUGCAAAAUCAACGAUCAAAGGAACGAAACAAAGCUGGUGUUGGGCAAGGUCGGCACACGGGAAAACGAAAAGCUGAAGGAGAUUCUAAGAUAUUAAACGAGACUUGAAUCUCGACAACUGCAGUGACCGCGUAAGUGAAGAUAGCAGCUUGAAUAAUAGAAAGGAGCAAGGUUUGCUUCGGCGUGGGGUCGACAUGGUCAUAGGUUGGAUCUCCCCAAGAAACGAAAUUCUGAUAAUAAUGUUAAGCUGUUAUGCCCAAUGUUACAAAGUUCUUGAUACCUACAUAGUUUCGUUGUUCAAAAUCUGCAUUCAUUCUUAAAAUUGCACGAAAAAUGCGUUUCUAAACUUUGAACUUGAUGGUACCAUCUGGCCAUAUUGCACUGCUCAUGGAUAGUUUAUGAAACACCAUGAUUGACUGGAUACCUUUAAACGCAUUCUAGUGUUAUUGUACCGUAGAUGGAAUAAAUUCUUAUACUUAAUCGUCAUUUUAUACUCAUCGCUGCGCGACUUCCACAAUUUAUCGGAGAGUUCUUGUAUUGUAUUCAUGACACCUCGGGUGAACUAUGAAUAACGAUAAAUAUGUAUAAACUAAUAUUUCACUUCAGUAAAAUGAGGUCAAGUGAUGAUAAUAAUAAUGUCAUUAGCUUCACUUUUGUACCGCAUAUCAACUGUGUCAAAACUGAUACUUGGGCAAAAAAGCCCCUCAGGAGGUCUUCUGUGUCACAAGUUCUAUGUAAUCGCGCGUUCCUAAAGGUAUAUUCACUGUGCGCCACGCAUCAGAGCUUAGUCUUCAAGAAAGACUAAAGAGUUGAAAUGAAUUGGCUCGUGUAUUAAAUAUUCUUACGGUUAUUAUUAUACCUGAUAUGUAUGUAGGGCUGUAGGCGUAUGUAUAAACUCGGCAAUACCGUCCUGUCCUGAGAAUUUUUUUUCCUUAUUUGGUGCAAGAAUUAAAUCCUAUUCCUGGUGUUCCAUUCGUUGUGAAUCGAACAUUUGGACUAAUGUGUGGUCCCAUAGGCGCUAGAUUCCUUUACUAUGAAUAUUUCAUGUAUGAAAGAAACGGAAGGAAUGUAUCAAAAUUUUAAUAUCAGUGGUUGUAACAAUCCAAUGCGAAGCAAAUG